Molecule: messenger RNA, 2943 nt
Organism: Daldinia childiae
Lineage: Eukaryota; Fungi; Ascomycota; Sordariomycetes; Xylariales; Hypoxylaceae
Exons: 1
Coding region: 1-2943 (980 amino acids)
Source: RefSeq, a predicted model, not a curated record
AUGGCUGAGCCACGAUACCGUUAUUCGGGUCGUAGGUCGCCUCAGUUUAACCCCGCGCGAGCAUCGAUGCCUGUGAGCAUUGGAUAUAACCCUCAUUACAGCGGGGAUCUUCAUACGGUUCAGACGGCUCGUUAUGAUGCCGCUGUUCCAAGAAGAGCGACUGAUCAUAAAGCGCCUUCUAAUCCUACUGCUACUAUCACCACUUAUAACGUUACUAAAGAGCCUGCUGCUACUGCCGCCGCCACCGCCGCCGCGCAACGAAGUUCUAAUUCCAAUACAUCCCGUCGUCGUUCGUCAACGGUAGAUACCAAUCCUGUGAAGCCCAUUAUAGUUACUACCAAUCAUGCUACUCGGCCUCACGGUACCUCUUCUCAUACAUCCUCUGCCGCGCGUACAACUAGUCCGUCGCGCGAUCCCUACCGGUCAAGCGAUGAAACCUACUAUACGCAACCGGCCUCUUCAAUACGUUCUCGAAGCCAGGCUCGAUAUGGCCACGGCUAUACUCAAAGCGCAACCUUAAGCAAUGAAGAGUUCUCACGAUUAAGGGAGCGAGUAGGCGACGACAGACUUCGACCACCAACGCAUGUCGCAACCGAUUAUUACCGCUCUUCACUUCCUCAUGCCAAUUAUACGACUCCUUCUUUCGACCUUAACAAUACGGCAGUUGUCGAUUAUGAUAAUGAAGGUUAUGAGUAUACAAAACCGAGCGAUUUGGCAAGAUACGAUUUAGAUCAUGAUCGCCAACUACCGCAUAGAAAUCGAAAGGAAAGCCUUGAUCGUUCUUACCACCGUCCUACCGUAAACGUCGUGAGUAAUGAUCUGGGUCGUUACGAUACUCGCGGUCGCGGACCACCACCUGCAUCUAGCGCACUCGACCGUUACAACAGAACUACAGCCACAGGUAUUUAUGAUCGUCCUACUGUCACUAUGCCUGCUUUACCACCGCCGGUACCUGCUGCUCCGCCGGUUGAUCCUCUACGUCGGAUUGAAGCUCCGAGAGACCCGUCGCCAGACCGUAAAGCACCUCGACCGCGCCCAGUUUCUUUAUAUCAAGAAACGCCAGCGCGCAUGUCGCAUCCUGAUGAAGUUUACCGCUCCCACGAUGAUGAGCGCGUGCAUCGUCGCCAAGAUCGUAAGGACGGGUACCGCGAUGAUGAGGUUCCUGCUCGCGGAUUUGGGAUUCGCACGAAUACGCUGGAACCGGAGCGCUCGGAUCGUCCAGCAAGGUCAGUUGAUCGGCGCGACUACGAUGAUCGACGGCAGCGACGAGAUGUAGCAGAGCGCGAGCCUCGACGCCGCUCUGAUGAGUCGAUCGACUAUACUCGGAGUCAUGAUUCCCGAAAGCCUACUGAGGACACCGUAGGCCGAGCCAACUCAGUCCGGGAUCAAAGAGACAGCACCACCCAGAAGAACGGCGCAGGCGGCCGAACUCGUGAUAAAGUCGCUGCCGGAUUAAGUGUCGCUGCUGCGGCGGUGGGCCUUGCACCCAGGGACACUACUAAGGAUGAUGACCGGAAGGUUUCUCCACGACGACGGGACCCCGAUGAAGAUAAAGACGUCGGAAGCUCUCGCACCGCGGAUAAAUAUAAGCCUAAAGAGAAGGAUAUAGAACGAAAAGCAUCCCCUCGAGAAGAACCAGUCGCUGUAGACUCGCGACGGGAAUCCCGGAGAGAGCAGGUGGACACGACAUCAGGCUCUAAGGAGCGCGAACUUGAAAGGGAACGCGUCCGUGAGCGAGCCUAUGAGCGCGAACGGGAGAGGGAACGAGACCAGCGCGAGUUCGAGAAAGAACGGGAGCGGGAGCGAGAACGAGAACGAGAGCGAGAGCGAGAAAAAGAAGCACUACAGCGAGAACGUGAAACAGAACGAGAGGCCGAACGUGAACGCGAGCGCAACAGCCGGGAUGACAAAACAAGAGUUAACGGAUCCGCCGCGGCAGAUUCGAAAGACGACUCGUUAGUCGCCGACGACUCCACACCAGCACCGCGAAGGCGACGUCGUAACUCUUCGACCUUCGAUCCUACAAAUACAAUUGAUUUGCUGGAUGUAAAAGCGGAACUGGCCGCAAAAGAGGAUGAGGACAAGACAAAGGAUAAGCCAGCCUCUAGGGAGACAGUAUCAGACAAGGAGACAACUCGUUCCGCCUCUGUAGAACGUAUGUCGACCGGCUCGCGUGAAGAAUCCCGCGGCCGUGAUGCCGCCAUUGCAGAGAAGGAGAAGCAAGUCCGAGUUGUCUCGCCUCCACGAGACAAGUCCGAUCAGAAGCCUAUCAAGGGCAUCUUAAAGCCGCCAAGCGCAAAGUUCCCCGAGGAUCACAACCCUAUCCGAGAAGGCGUCGCGCCACACAAGGAUGACAAGACGAAGAAGGGUGUCCCACCAGGUGCCCGAUGGACCAAGAUCAACAGGAAACUAAUCAACCCCGCCGCUCUAGAGAAUGGCAAGGAGCGCUUCGAAGUCCGCGACGAUUUUGUCAUCGUUCUACGGGUUUUGACAAAGGAGGACAUUCAGAAAUACGCCAACGACACCGCCAAAAUCAGAGGUAGGUUCAAGUCAAGGCAACUAAUAAGCCUAACCCAUUUCUAUCAUAAGCACCUUACUAACGAGCGAGCAGCGGAGAAGAGAAGAGAAUACGAGAAGCAGUUCGGUCAGGAGCGUAACUACGAGUCCCACCGCGAGGACCGCGACUACUCGGAUGACGAGAGGCGUAUUCAUCACAACCCUCGCGAUAAGAACGACCAUGACUACAGGAAAUACCGUGACCGGGAUGACGAUAGAGAGCGCCCUCGCCGUACACACAGACACGGUUCGGACUCUGAGGAUGACACCCGGGGCCGUCGGGCAAUCGAAUACGAUGUCAGUAGCAACACCAGUCACGACACCCGCACCCACCGUUCUCACCGGGACUACGACUCCGUCUCUACCAAGGCAAGCGACAGGCGUUAG